AGCUGUCACUCCAUCUUUGGCUGGGCGCUGCACGCUCGGUCUGUGACUGACGGACUCGCUCCCGCACCGUAUUCGUUCCCCUCCAAACAACAAACCAAAAACAACAAACCCAAGGCAAGAUGGUGGAAACCGUGUCGACAUCCGAUAACGCUGCUCUCGUCGUAGAACCGACAAUGGACUCUAUACUAAAGCAGAUGGGCUUGACUCACCCGGCUGAUCAUGCCUUGUUGAUGAAGCUGUUGCCUUGGAUCCAACAACAGAGACCCAAAUUCAUGUACACGAGCAUCCUCUCGUUGGCGGUCCUUCUUCAGAGGAUGGCGCGCGCAUUUGCGUGUCGCAGUACAAAUCCUACGACCGGGACGAAUAAUAAACCGGCUGUGGCCAAAACAAACAACAACAGCGCUAACACUGCAAAAUCCACAACAACCACAACACCUUCUGCCUCUCAUCAUACUAAGAACGCCACCAACAGUAAUGGAGCCACACCCAAGACAGUAGUACCUGCAGCAGCAACAAAACCAGCACCUGCAGUUGGUACCAGAAGACCUUCUCAGCAACAACAACCCUCAACACAGCCGGGAGCAUCGAGUAAUAGUAGCCGACCCAAACCUCGAAGAAAAUCAUUUCGAUCUCUCAAAAAGUUGGAUCUGAGCCCCAACGUGGUCUCAUCGUUGAAAGGUUUCGUGGCAGAUUUGGCACGGACACUUCCCUUGAUCCAGGAUCAUGCUGCCAAGUCACGUCGCAAAGCAGAAUCCAGUAGAAGUCAGUUAAAGGCAGUGGAUAUCAUUGAUGUUUGUCUGGAAUUGAUGGAAGGGGAAGUUGUGGGAUACAAGGCACCACCUCCGCCUCCACCACCACCUCCUUCUGCCGAUGGAUCUCCUGCAGCUAAUACUAAUGCUAAUUCUCCCGCGAGAACGGCUCCUCCCAAUGCCGCUAUGGAACUCUUUCGCUUGAUUUUGGAUGAUGGAACUUCCCACAAGGAACCCAAUGCCGAACCAGCAUCCACCAUGGACCAACACAAAUUCAAAACAUUCUGUGUCAAAACUCUAGAGAGUGCGCAAUCCAGGACCAUUGAAGUGGUCGAAUCCUACUAUGAUUUCAAGCUGUUAUGGAAUGUGGCAAGCGAACAAAACUCGGUGCGAUUUGUACCCACCACUGAAUCUAGGAUGAAACAACAAGAAAUGACCUGGAAGUUGGCCUAUUACAUCAUUUGGAAACGACAGGAAGAACAACCACAGUUGUGUUCCAGAAGGGAACGAAUCAUGGCCGUGGCAUCCAGUAUGCUCGUCCUCAGUGUGCUGCCCUUGGCGUAUCGACCUGAAAAUAACGCCACAACAAACAACAAUAAUAACAAUAAACGUCCUUUGGAGGAAACAACAACAACAACAAAUGGGACAACACCCGCCAAAAUGCAAAAGACGAGCUCCGAGGGAGGUGUCCAUGCCGGUGGUGCUACACCACCAACCCCCGACAAGGAAUCCCAUGACCGAUGGAAAAAACGACAAGAUACACAACAAAUCAUUGUAGAUGCCGCAGGGCAAGCAAGCUCAUUCUUGUGGUGGGCAGGACAAUCCACAACAAGUGGAGGCGGGCCGGGAUUUGCAGUUACUGCUGCACCAGGAAAUACGGAAAUAAAACCAAAGGAAUUGGAACUGGAAAUAUUCAGGGUGGUGAAAGAUCUUGCCGCGUUUGCCAAUGUGUCGGCCACGGCUUCAUCAACAAACAAUUGGUUGAAUCUUCUCAAAUCUGCUAUUGGGACGCAAACGACAACACCAACGGGAGGAGCAACCACGCGCGAGGCCGCUGAAGAGGGUCUCAAAAAGCUUGUCGUCUUGGCAUUCGCAGAGAUGCAACGUGACGAAGAAACGCGUCGGGGGACACGAGUGGAGGCUGUCUCGUACAUUGAGGAAUUCACAAUGAUGGACCAAGAGAGCAUUGUUCGUUUUGUCAACAAUUUGUGCAAGGUCACUGGAGCGCGGCAAAAGGAAAAGAAUGAGUUGAUUGCAUGUAUUCCAAUGACAGUGCUCCCGCCUGAAAUGUCAGAUAGCAAAGCAGAAAUCAGAAGAAAGUCUGUAGCUGGCAGCACCAUGACAGAGUACCAAGCAAAGCCAUCAAACCCACGAACGCUCGUGAUGGAGGAAUCGCACAGCACUUUUGUAUCCCACAACCGAGCAGUGGAUCCUCCUGUAGUGACUGAACCCAUGGAAUUGAAUGAAUGGACGAUUGCGCUCCUGGCAUCUCUCGCGCAAAUUCAACCCAGUGAAAACUUGAGAUCCAUCCUGAACCAAGCUUGUGUUGGAGGUGCCAACGGCGAAGAUCCUUCGUCCAGAUGGGCCAGUGUCAUCAUUCCAUUACUCACGAGAUUCUUGAGUCGCAUGCAGCAAACGGUUGCCGGGGGAGCACCGGGACCUCUACCCGUGACAGUGACUCCUGAUGGUGCUUUGAAUACUUCCGAGCGAACGCAAGAUACACAAUUGUGGGCUUCCGUGAUACAGCUGUAUUACUUUGCACUCGAGGCAAUCUUCACCGCAGAGAGAAAGGCUAUCAAUGCCACGGUUGUGCUGAGUGCGCCCUUUCACGAAGCCGUGUUGGCUUGUUCGUAUCUCUGCGCAGUUCGGGCGGUGUCCAUCACGGGGAAAAUGAAACUGCUGAGACUGGAGAAUCAUCAAAUCUACACCAUCUUACCAAUAACGGGGAGCACUCCAUACUCGUAUCUGAAGGUCACCGAAUCCUUCUUGAGGGGCAUGACUGUCGAUGACUCUAUGGACGGUACAUCACAAAAGCCCGUGAACGGCCUCGGAUCAUUGCCACGAAUCCUUCAGAUGGAAGUUAAGAAUUCUGAAGGCUAUGUAAUCGAGUCGUUGCUGUGGAUACGAGACAAUCGGCGGCCGAUGGCAGAAGGCUGCAUUGUGAACACGAUUGCGGAGCUCAAGCAGGCGAAUUGCUGGCCACCGGACUGUUUGAGGCCAUCGCUCCCAGAGGAAAGCGAAGAGGCUGCUACGAUGGGAAGCGUGCAAGAAAAGCCAAAUCAACCCGAGUACGCGUUCGUGACCUUUGUAUCGAGGAAAUUGCUGAAAAUUGCAUUUUAUCGGAUACAGACUCUUUGCAAGGGUUUGUCGAUUCCGACCGAGUAUCCAGUAGCUUCGCAGGUGUGGCUUGCUUUUCGAUUCCUUCUGCGGCACCAGGUGGAGCUCCUGUAUGGGCGGCAUAUCGACCAGUGGAUUCUUUGCACAAUCUACGGCGUUUGUAGGGUCAUGAAGUAUGAACCCGCCGUCACCUUUGCGCGUAUUAUCGAUGUGUACGUGACGUUGAGAACCAGCGAACUCGGAGAAGAGACAUGUCAGGCAAUCGUAAGACAUGUCAAGAUCUUGGAUGCCGCUGGCGAAGAAAACGGGGCAGAUCCAACAUACGGAUCAACCAAAAUGGGGGAUAUCAUACGCUUGUACAAUCUUGUAUUCGUCCCUAUCAUGGUCAGUUACUUGUUAAAAAGUAAGGCCUUGAAGAAAGAUGCAUUGGCAUUGAAAGAAAUGAUGGCGACUUCAGCGCCUUUGGAUACCAAUGGCCAGGUUCCUGCGGCUGCACCAGCUGCCGUCAAAGAGGGCAACGUGACAGUGCAAUUGACUGUGGGGAGUGCCCCAGGAAACGUGAAGGUGACCAAGGACAAGCAGAAAGGCGCUGAACAGCCCAGCCAGCCACAACAGCAAAACGUUCCUGGAGUCAGGAGAUCGUCCGAUCUCAACAGAACUUUUCUCCAAUUUGGAAAACCCACCAAGAAUAUAACACUUGCCAAUGAAAUGGUUGCCCGGGCAGCCGGGCCUUAGUUCAAGGGAAACGCGUAUUCGCUUCGUGGAAGAUUUGGGCAUGUCGGCGUCACCGGGGCAAAGUUGCAGCCAAGCAGUGGAGCGGGGAAGGGAACGGGCAGGGCAUUUCUACUACCACGAAAGUUUUGAUAAGGGAACAAAUAGUCAAGCAACAUCGGUACCACCUCCGUUCAGUACGCGUCUGUAAUGAUUCUAGCUAGAAAGCUGGAAACCUCUAGACUUGUCGAUUCACCGUGAUUCAUCAACAAAGACAUGAAUUGGAUUGAUUCGUAACUUAGCUUGCAUUUGACUAGUAGCUAAUAUAACACUGCAGGCGUCGUCCGAAGUCUGCAUGCCAGCGAGUUGUUUUCAACAAAUACUAGUAGGCUGGCGACUGACCAUGGGUUGUUCAUGGCUACGAUAAUAUUCGAUGUGGAUACAGCACAGGUGACUCGGUCCGCCGCUUGCAUCUCCAUCGAAAAAUUCAAUACUUGUUGUGCCUUAUCCACAAGCCCCGAGUACCGAAGUCCAGAGCAUGUCGCCGCACCCCAAAAACGAAUCUGUAGCCUCUUCAUCUUCGUGCUUGACUGCUUCGGAUGAACUCGCUUGGCUGCUUGCAUUGACUUUGCCGGAUGGUGUUCCUGGUCUGCUGGCAUUGUCGCCCUCGUCGGUCGCAGUGCUGACAUCGGUGGAUGUCCGUAAUCGGUUCAUCUUGGGACUGUUGUUGUUACUACUGAGCAACUGGGUCAUGACCCGAUCUUCUUCGUCCUGCGACAAAACGGGUUCAAAGGACGGCAGUCUCGGCCGCAACGGGCCCCCUGUCCGCACAAACGACUUGCGCAUAGAGCUUCUUUCCGUGUGAUCAGCUUCGUGGUUGUGGCUAUUGAUCUCCGGAAUGAACUCGUCGUCCGACUCUUCACGCGAGGAGCUAGAAAGUAACGUAGAGCAUAGCGAUGGGAGUUUGAUGGGCCAAAGCGACCUUGUCUCGUCGGAUGAGGGACUUGACGCCACUGCCGCAAUUUUGUCAACUGCGUCGUUGGUGGAUGUCUCCUCUACGUAAGCGACUGGUAUGGGCUGUUCGUCGGGAGUAGUAGCUUCCUCAGUAUCCUUCGGACUACUAAACUCAUCGUUAUCCGCUUCAUCAGCUUCCGUCCCCGUUUGUCCCAAUUUGACGAGCUCCAACUCGUAAGGAUGUUCUCCCAAUUUGUAGGGACUGGAUCCUCCAAAUUCUUGCGCCAAUUGAUCGUUAUCAAUGUACUCUUCUAGAAACUUUUGAGAGUCCCUAGACCCCAGUACUUCAAUGACGAUUGUUUUGGGUAACACUGGUUUGAUAAUGCUGAAGACGUGUGCCAUCCAAAAGGGUGCAUUGAUCAUGAAUAUCUUCUUGACGUGGAGUGGAUAAUGGUCGUCAUUGACUUUUGAAAUCAUGGUCAAGUAGUGAAUUACGUCGGUGCUCAAAAACUCGGACACCUUUGCUCCGCUGAGGUCAAGCACUCCCAUCAUGCCCCAAUCGGUGUUGGUUGUUGUAGUAUCUGCACGAUCCGCCAUGAUCCUGGGAUGCAACACAUUGGCGACGUACUCCAACACAAAGAUAUCAUGAUGCAUAAUAUCUUCAUUGGUGAUAUGCGAAUGGAACAUAGUUUUCAGAUCCAUUCGUCCAGGAUGCUCGUACAUGACAGCCCAACCAUCCUUGCUAUACCCGUGACAAACGUGUGGAUACGCCUUCUUAAUGUCGUUGAAGCAAGGAUCUGGUUUGGUAUGAAUCCUGUGGACAUUGCGUUCCUCUCUCCACUGUUGAUGUGUCUCCCAUUGCUUCUGAGCCCGUUGUUUGUUGUCAUGACAAAAGUCCAGAAAGUUGUUGGGUAGCUUCGUCGAGGUCUCUCCAGCAGGUACAUGGGCGGGAGUCUUAUCAGCGUACAUGAUUCGUCCUCCAAUGUAUUUUGCAAUCUGCUUGGUCUGUUCUUCCUCUGAGAACGCAAUGCUGCGCUGAAUGGAUGUUGAGAAGUCCACGUUGGUAUCUUGUGUGGACCGUUGGUUGUCCUCUUUCUGGUUGUCUUCUUCUUGCCGUUGUUGCCUCUGAUGGGUGACUGUGACCCCACGAUCAUUAACAGUGAUGCUGCUAUUAUAUGCCUCAUCGCUCUCAUUGCAAGUCCCAAUAUCCUCGUGCUGCUGUCCUUGGGAACAGUCUUGGCGACUGGAGCUCGCAAACUCUUCUUCUCGCUUCUUUGGCUCGAUCUUCGUGACGGUAGAUUCUUUGG
Messenger RNA from Seminavis robusta, 6058 nucleotides. NCBI's taxonomy places the organism in Eukaryota, Bacillariophyta, Bacillariophyceae, Naviculales, Naviculaceae. The record is from the annotation of a GenBank genome assembly.